Trypanosoma cruzi is the source of this 831-nucleotide messenger RNA. RefSeq lists its product as uncharacterized. NCBI's taxonomy places the organism in Eukaryota, Euglenozoa, Kinetoplastea, Trypanosomatida, Trypanosomatidae. The record is from RefSeq and is a predicted model, not a curated record. The transcript has a single exon. Bases 1 to 831 code for a protein of 276 amino acids.
AUGCUGAUAAAAACAAGGAGGGUGCGCUGUCCAUUGGGUCCGGCCACAAAUAUUGGUGCAGUACGUCGGUGCCUCACGACAAUUGCUGCUGGGGCUUCUGUCCUGGGCGCGCCAUCGUCGAAAUCCACAUCCGUUGCGUUAUCGCCGUCGCAAUGGAUGCGGUCUUCACUGCAGGAGCAGCGGCGACAUCGUAGCUUUUCUUUUUAUCUCAACCUGGACGAUCCCGCCGAGACGCGACGGCGUGUCGAGGAGGAACUUGCCCGCAUCGACCAGGAGCACCAGCGAGGCACGAUGAUGCAUCUACACGCACUACUCAACCUUGCCCUUAGUUGCUAUCAAUCAGGGGAGUACAUUGCCGCCCUCGAGUUUGCGGAGCAUGUCCACAACAAGACGCGAGAACACAACAAGAAUGCAACACUUUUGUUUUUUACUGCCAAAACAUGCUCUCGCUGCGCCCUGGCUGUCGCAGAUGAGUACGAAUCCCACCUUCGGGAAGCAGCGGAAAGGGCAAGUGUGUCUUCAACGUUGGCACCACGUCCUUCCGUCGUGUUCUCAGCGGAAAGGACCAUUGCGAAGUUACGCGAGGACGCGGCGCGUUAUGAUGGCAUCGCACAGAGAAUAUAUAACCGCCCCGACAAAGCCUUCAUGCGAAACUGGAGGUCUACGUCUACAGGAUGGUCCGAGGAUGCGUGUGGGAUGGACGAGGAGCCGGAGGAAUUUUUUGGAGGGCGAUGGAAGGAACGCCGCAAGCGACCAGAACACGCGGCAAUACGCCAAUACUAUCAACAGCAGCAACAAAGUAAUGGGGGCUGGGUCGGUGUGCCAAAGUGA